UAACUUUACGUGUUUUAGCUGCCAGGCUGUAUGCUCACAGCACCAGCAGUACCAGCAUGGCUUACAGCGCGAAGAUCGGUCCGUCCAUCCUGAGCAGCGACCUGUCCUGUCUGGGCAGCGAGUGUGUCCGGAUGAUGGAGUGCGGGGCGGAUUAUCUGCACCUAGACGUCAUGGACGGGCACUUUGUCCCCAAUCUCACAUUUGGUCAUCCCAUGGUGGAGUGUUUGAGGAAGUCAGUAGGCCAAGACCCUUUCUUUGACAUGCACAUGAUGGUGUCUCGGCCGGAGCAGUGGGUGAAGCCAAUGGCAGCAGCCGGAGCCAACCAGUACACCUUCCACCUAGAGGCCACCACCAACCCCGGAAACCUCAUCAAGGAGAUUAGAGAGAGCGGCAUGAAGGUGGGUUUGGCCAUAAAGCCGGGGACCACAGUUGAAGAGCUCGCCCCCUGGGCAAACCAGAUCGACAUGGCUCUGGUCAUGACUGUUGAACCUGGCUUUGGAGGACAGAAGUUCAUGGAGGACAUGAUGCCAAAGGUGAGCUGGUUACGGAGUCAGUUCCCGUCGUUAGACAUUGAGGUAGAUGGAGGAGUCGGUCCGGACACCAUUCACAAGUGUGCAGAGGCCGGGGCCAACAUGAUUGUGUCAGGCAGCGCUGUGAUAGGCAGCGACGACCCUCGCUCUGUCAUCGCUCUCUUGCGCACCGUGGUGGCCGAAGCGAUCCAGAAACGCUCGCUGGACCGCUGACGUGUCCCGUCCAUGGAAGACCCGACAGCGACGCUCUACCUGCCCGUCCCAGCAACGCACCACAGCAGCAGCCGGUGGAAACCGCUCAGUACGGACAUUUCUGGGGUUAGAGGUCGAGGGUCACCGUCAGAGCAGGGACAGCUUCGGUGGAGGUGUGAGCUGACGGCCAAAUUCAAAUCACUUUGACGCGAGUGAAGCUGCGUUGUGCCUCUGCGACACUGGACUUCAUCCUCUGCUGCCACUGUCUCCUUUCUGAACAGUUUACUUCAAAUGAGUCUCAUCUCAGCAUGGGAAAUGUAAUUCCCAUCAGGACCGGGGCUAAGGUCACCCUGAUAAACUCUGUAAACAUUCCUAAAUAUUGCUUUGACUGUACGUUUGGAUCUAUAAAUCGUUUCUGAAAAUACAGUGACCCAAGAAGCACUUUGAUUAGCAUAUCUUCAGUUUUGCAAGUUAUUUUUGGACUUCUGUGUGAAAUCAUGUUUCAUAGAGCAAGAAACUAUUUUGGUUCAAUUGCUGUUUUGUUUAAUGCCCAAGCUACUCACCGUACUACUGAGCAAAGAUACUGUACACUUCUAAAUUCCGCAAGAUUUGAUUUGGCAGAUUAAAAAUUCUCAAGUGAA
Molecule: messenger RNA, 1363 nt
Organism: Amphiprion ocellaris (clown anemonefish)
Lineage: Eukaryota; Metazoa; Chordata; Actinopteri; Pomacentridae
Gene: rpe
Product: ribulose-5-phosphate-3-epimerase
Exons: 6
Coding region: 57-743 (228 amino acids)
Biological process (GO): carbohydrate metabolic process; pentose-phosphate shunt; pentose-phosphate shunt, non-oxidative branch
Cellular component (GO): cytosol
Molecular function (GO): metal ion binding; D-ribulose-phosphate 3-epimerase activity
Source: RefSeq, a predicted model, not a curated record